AUGCUGAUCUUCCAACAUGAAAACCAGUCGUCGCCACCUUCAAUAUCUGACAAUGGAAAGUUGAGACUAGCAACAACGUCUGACCUACUUCUAUGUCUGGAAGAUCUCCUACCGUUAACCGAAGAAGCAAACAGCUUAGUGCCUGAAGUGGACAUGAUCGUUCUUGAUGGCGCAGCAAUAGUCAACAUGCUUAAACCUGUCAGGUCCUAUUUAUUUGCUGAUUAUGUAAAAGAGUUUAGCCUACAUAAGAAGUCACUUCGCGAAAUCUGCAGGAAGAGGAAAGCGUACAGCAUGGUCAGUGUAGAAUAA
Molecule: messenger RNA, 309 nt
Organism: Porites lobata
Lineage: Eukaryota; Metazoa; Cnidaria; Anthozoa; Scleractinia; Poritidae
Source: the annotation of a GenBank genome assembly